This is a messenger RNA of Diaporthe citri, 720 nucleotides long. RefSeq lists its product as uncharacterized. The transcript has 3 exons. Bases 1 to 720 code for a protein of 239 amino acids. Lineage: Eukaryota; Fungi; Ascomycota; Sordariomycetes; Diaporthales; Diaporthaceae. The record is from RefSeq and is a predicted model, not a curated record.
AUGAAGCUCUCCCGUUCGUCCUCACCGGAGCUGGACCCGUCCGCCAUUGGCAUCGACUUUGCACCCCUCCCUGACUACAAGCCCGCAGGCGACACGGCUUUAGACUUCGGCGGCCUGCUUGAGACGCCAUUGAAGGUCCACGAGGACCUUGCCUCGGGCUGUGGAGGCCAGACGUGGCCGGCGGGAGUGGUGCUGGCCAGGCAUAUGCUGCGAUACCACCGGGACGAGCUCCGCGAUGCGCGCAUAUUGGAGAUCGGAGCUGGUGGAGGUCUCGUUGGCUUGGCGGUAGCGAACGGGUGCAGCCUCAGCCAGCCUCUCCACAUUACCGACCAGUUGGAGAUGCUGAGCCUGAUGGGUCACAACGUCCUCCUCAACGAGGCACAAGGCCGUGUCAAGCCCAUGGUACUCAACUGGGGCGAGCCAUUGCCCUCGGAAACGAUAGACUUCAAGCCGGAUGUGAUCCUGGCUGCCGACUGUGUCUACUUCGAGCCCGCCUUCCCGCUCCUGCUGCAGACCCUCAAGGACCUUCUGGCGCUUUGUCCCUCCGCUACGGUCUACUUCUGUUUCAUGAAGAGACGGCGCGCCGACAUGCAGUUUUUGAAGAACGCCAAGAAGUCCUUUGUCGUGACGGAGGUCGCUGAUGAUGAACGCCCCGUAUUCAGCAGGCAGGGCCUUUUCCUUUACACCUUUACCAGCAAGAACCGAGCACCAACAUCCUGA